Messenger RNA from Knipowitschia caucasica, 1887 nucleotides. Lineage: Eukaryota; Metazoa; Chordata; Actinopteri; Gobiiformes; Gobiidae. The record is from the annotation of a GenBank genome assembly.
AUGCAGAAUGUCCAUGGUAAAGAGAUAGACCUCCUGAGGACCACGGUCAAAGUACCAGGUGACAGGGACGAGAGGAGAGGGACGAGAGGAGAGGGACGAGAGGAGAGGGACGAGAGGAGAGGGACGAGAGGAGAGGGACGAGAGGAGAGGGACGAGAGGAGAGGGACGAGAGGAGAGGGACCCGAGGAGAGGGACCCGAGGAGAGGGACCCGAGGAGAGGGACCAGAGGAGAGGGACCAGAGGAGAGGGACCAGAGGAGAGGGACCAGAGGAGAGGGACCAGAGGAGAGGGACCCGAGGAGAGGGACCCGAGGAGAGGGACCAGAGGAGAGGGACCAGAGGAGAGGGACCAGAGGAGAGGGACCAGAGGAGAGGGACGAGAGGAGAGGGACGAGAGGAGAGGGACGAGAGGAGGGGACGAGAGGAGAGGGAGGAGAGGGACCCGAGGAGAGGGACCCGAGGAGAGGGACCCGAGGAGAGGGACCCGAGGAGAGGGACCAGAGGAGAGGGACCCGAGGAGAGGGACCAGAGGAGAGGGACCAGAGGAGAGGGACCAGAGGAGAGGGACCAGAGGAGAGGGACCAGAGGAGAGGGACCAGAGGAGAGGGACCAGAGGAGAGGGACCAGAGGAGAGGGACCCGGUUGCAGGGACCAGAUUGCAGGGUCUGUCAGUAGCAGCUCUUCUGUAGUGUCACAGAUGGCCUCUGGGGGGCAUCAGAGAUCCUUCUCUGUGUCCAGUGCUGACCAGUGGACGGAGGCCGCGGUGAUCGCCAACGCUGCCAUCAACACAGACUCUCUCCUAGACUCAGUCUGUUCCAGUCCGAAGAUGGAGCCUCCUCCGUCUCCUCACGCAAACCGCAAGAAACAUCGACGCAAGAAAAGUACGAGUAACUUCAAAACAGACGGACUACAGGCCACAGAAGAAGCAGACGAAAGCUUCGACUUCCACAUCGUGUCGCUCACAGGUCAGAGCUGGCACUUCGAGGCCACGUCCUACGAGGAGCGAGACUCCUGGGUCCAGGUCAUUGAGGCCCAGAUCCUGGCUUCUCUGCAGUCCUGCGAGUCCAGCAAGAGCAAGUCCCGUUUACCGAGUCAGACUGAAGCCAUGGCUCUGCAGGCCAUCAGGAGCCAGCGCGGGAACCAGCACUGUGUGGACUGUGGCGCUAGCAACCCAGACUGGGCGAGCCUGAACCUGGGGGCCCUGAUUUGUAUCGAGUGCAGUGGGAUCCACCGUCACCUGGGCACACACCUGUCCCGCGUCCGCAGCCUGGACCUGGACGAGUGGCCCCCAGAGCUGCUCAGGGUCCUGGGGGCCAUCGGCAACGAGCUGUGUGCACGAGUCUGGGAAGGAGGCAACCAGGGGAGGCCCAGACCAGCACCAGACGCAACCAGAGAGGAGAGAGAGAGGUGGAUCAGAGCGAAGUAUGAGCAGCGUCUGUUGGUGGCGCCUCUCCCCUGCACAGACCUGGCUCUGGGACAUCAGCUGAUCAGAGCCGUUACCGACGACGAUGUGGCUGAGGUGGUGCUGCUGCUCGCUCACGCCUCCAGAGUCCAAGUCAACUGCCCCCACAGCGAGAGAGACCCCCGCACUGCAUUGCACGUGUCCGCCAGCAGGGGCAGUGUGGUGACCACACAGCUGCUAAUAUGGUACGGUGCAGACGUGAGCGCCCGUGAUGCGCUCGGACACACAGCGCUCUCGUACGCUCGCCAAGCACAGAGUCAGGACUGUGUGGACAUUCUUAUCCAAUAUGGCUGCCCUGAGGACCGCCUCCCGCUGGCCCCUCCUCCCCUAACACCGCUAACACCGUUAGCCGUCACACCCAACCUGUCGCGCCGCAACAUGAACCGCAACAACAGCUGUAGCAGCUCAAGCUCUGCACUCCUAUAG